AUGUCUGACGGAUGCUCUCGCACGUUGCGAGCAAAACUUCAGGAGCAUGACGCUACACUCACACUAGCGAAUGAUAUGCUGGAGAUUGAGUGCCGUGGUCAUGUAUGGAUCCGUUUGCCGACGGACCUUGUACUGAAUGCGGCCUGGGAAGCGCCUCACUUGACCCUCUCUGUGUUAGCGCCGUCGCAACUUCAAAAAGGUCGUACCUUGCAAGAAUUCAGUCGCGAGCAAUGGAAAAAUCGACGUCGUGAUAAAUUUGUUGCUACUAUUACUGCACAUACUUUCACCUUUCAAGCCAGCGAAAAUGCAAGCGUUUGGGCAGACGAGGUCAUGCACGCUGCCUAUCCACGCAUGCAGCCCUAUCGUCGUAUUCUUGUGCUAUGCAACCCAUCCAGUGGGAGGGGACAUGCUAGAAAGGUGCUUAACUCGGUCGUGGUGCCGACGUUGAAGGCUGCAGGAUGCCAUGUCACGGUCCUACAAACAACCGCUCGCGCGCAUGCGUACAAAGAGAGCCUAUCGAUGGAUGUAUCGCAGUACGAUGUGCUAGCGUGCGUGGGAGGCGAUGGAACUAUCCAUGAAGUUGUUAAUGGCUUAGCGGCUCGCAGUGACGCUGGCGAUGUAAUGCAGAAACUGCCCAUCGUGCCUGUGCCUGCUGGCAGCGGAAACGGUCUUUUCUUGAGUUUGCAUGGUGUAGAGCAUGGCUUUGCCUCGGCGAUCGCGUGCCUAACUGCCAUCAAAGGAUCGCCUCAUGCACAUGAACUGAUGACUAUUACGCAGGCUGCCUCAGCGUUCGGCACAGACUCACGUUGGCCCUAUACAAUCCGACAUCGCUCCGCCGACGGAACAGAGUAUGUGCAGUACUAUUCCUUCAUGUCGCAAGCCAUUGGCAUCAUGGCCGAUAUUGAUAUCGGGACAGAGAAAUGGCGGUUCAUUGGCGAUGCACGAUUCACGAUUGGGUACCUACUUGGUGUGCUCAUUAACAAGCCUUGUGCUGUGCAUAUGGAUGUAGUGCUGGGCCCGCAUGGAACCACGAGCUGUGCGGAAAUGCACGAGCGUAGCGUGCACGCAAGUACGAAUCCCUCGCAGGGUUACCCUGUGUUGGAUCCUCAUACCGAUGUCCAUGCACUUCAAUACGGCUCUGUGGUCGAUGCAUUGCCGCUGGAUGAUACCCCGUUGGACCCCAGCCAGCCAGCCACGCCUUCCUCCACGUGGCGCCGCGUACAAGCCGUGCAUUCUUCCAUUUACGCCGGCAAGGUGCCGUACGUCGCACGCACUCUUAUGGCCUUUCCCUACGCACGCCCUGACGACCAUCUGCUGGAUGUCUUGAUCCAGGACCAGCGCAUGCCAGCCUGGCGCAAAAUUCUUGCGACGACGCAUGGCGAAUCAGGUGAUCACAUUUUCGAUCAAGGUAUGCACUAUUUCAAAGUGGCUGCGCUUCGUAUUACGCCUCAACAGCCUGAGAAGGACAGAGGUCGUCGCUACAUUAGUGUGGAUGGCGAACAAGUACCGUACACGGCGUUCCAAGCUGAAGUGUCUCCUCUGCAUGUCCUGCUUCUUAGCCUGGAGGACGAGGAUUGGCAGCCACCCAACUUGAAAUCGCCUACGGUGCACACACACAAGGACAGGUACAUGACACUCAGCGAAGCCACUCUUUAG
Messenger RNA from Malassezia pachydermatis, 1656 nucleotides. RefSeq names its product lcb5-sphingolipid long chain base kinase. Gene Ontology annotation, cellular component: intracellular membrane-bounded organelle; cytoplasm; membrane. Gene Ontology annotation, biological process: sphingosine biosynthetic process. The record is from RefSeq and is a predicted model, not a curated record. Bases 1 to 1656 code for a protein of 551 amino acids. The transcript has a single exon. Lineage: Eukaryota; Fungi; Basidiomycota; Malasseziomycetes; Malasseziales; Malasseziaceae.